Talaromyces marneffei is the source of this 372-nucleotide messenger RNA. RefSeq lists its product as uncharacterized. Gene Ontology annotation, biological process: response to oxidative stress. The record is from RefSeq and is a predicted model, not a curated record. Bases 1 to 372 code for a protein of 123 amino acids. Lineage: Eukaryota; Fungi; Ascomycota; Eurotiomycetes; Eurotiales; Trichocomaceae. The transcript has 5 exons.
AUGACGAUUAAUCCCACAUAUCUCGCGCAGCGAACGCGCACUUCAAUCAACUGGGCAGAUGCCAAAGCCAGAGUUCGCAAGUCCUACCGAGAAUGGCUCCGAGCGUCCCCCGAAAUCCAGACAAUGUACUCCCUCAAUCUUCCCGUAUCCGCCAUCCGUACCAAGAUCCGUCAACAGUUCGAGCAACAUCGCUACGUUAGUCAGAUCAAUGUUGUUGAUGUGUUGCUGUACAAGAGUCAUUCCGAGUUUCAGGAAACAUUGAACUACUGGAAACAAUUAUCUCAUGUAAUGAAGUAUUUCCGUGCGGAGGAGGAGCCUGCCGCAAGACUGCCACCUAACUUUAUUACUGGGUUCUUGGAGGGCCGUAACUAA